Messenger RNA from Pantherophis guttatus, 2438 nucleotides. It is a transcript of the gene HSD17B12, whose product is annotated as hydroxysteroid 17-beta dehydrogenase 12. The record is from RefSeq and is a predicted model, not a curated record. NCBI's taxonomy places the organism in Eukaryota, Metazoa, Chordata, Lepidosauria, Squamata, Colubridae. Gene Ontology annotation, cellular component: endoplasmic reticulum. Gene Ontology annotation, molecular function: oxidoreductase activity.
AUUUUGUGGGCGGGUCCGACCCAAGCUUGGAGGGCUCAGCAUUGCCGGGCCAUUAUCAUUCCAGUAGCUGUUGGCGCAGCAGCGGGGGCACUAUGGAGGCUUCUUCUUUUUUUUUACUCCCUGCCUGGUUUUACUAUUGGGUCGGAGUGUUGGUAGUCGGCUACGGCUUUUAUAGUAUGCUUUCUAAGUUGAUGGGUGCCUUCCGCGUGUGGGUGCUGGACAACUCGGCGAUACUGGAGCCGUACCUGAACACCUGGGCAGUUGUCACAGGAGCCACAGAUGGAAUUGGAAAGGCUUAUGCAGAAGCGUUAGCAAAAAGAGGAAUGAAAGUGGUUCUUAUUAGCAGAUCUCAGGAAAAACUGGAUAAAACUGCCAGUGAAAUAGAGGACAAAUUCAAGGUGGAAACAAAAAAAAUUGCUGUUGACUUUGAAAACCGAGAAAUUAUUUACAACAAAAUAAAAGCAGGCUUGGAAGGCCUUGAAAUUGGUAUCUUAGUGAACAACGUGGGCGUUUCAUAUGAUUAUCCAGAAUAUUUCCUCGAGAUUCCAGAUUUAGAUAAACAAAUUGACAGGAUGAUAAAUGUCAAUGCCCUAGCUAUAUGCAAGAUGACACAAUUGGUGCUUCCUCGCAUGGUGGAAAGGUCCAAGGGAAUCAUAAUUAAUGUCACUUCUAUGUCUGCAUUAGAAAAAAUUCCAUUUUUAACUCUUUAUUCAGCAAGCAAGGUUUUUGCAGAUUUCUUUUCUCAAGCCGUCAGCCAGGAAUACAAAGACAAAGGUAUCCUUGUGCAGACUGUUCAACCAUAUUUUGUCAUGACAAAAAUGUCUAAACUUCGUAGAACAAAUAUAUAUAGACCCACUCCUGAACAAUAUGUAAAAUAUUCCCUCAAUACGAUUGGUCGGGAAACGGUAACUUGUGGAUAUCCAUCUCAUGCUUUUGUGAAAUGGAUUGGAACAAAUGUAUUGCCUGAGUGGUAUAGCAAAAAAACUAUCACAGAAACGGCCUUAAAAUCAAGAGCUUACCAUUUAAAGAAACUAAAGGAAAACUAAGCUACAUUGCCUUGACGAGAACCCUGGUAUUUUUAAAAUCUACUUGGAAGUAUCAAAUACUUAGUCCUAUGUUAUAGUUUUUGUAUGGGAUAUUCUGAGGGAAAUUGGAGACUGGCAAGAAGAAAAUAUAUAUGUACAUACCUCAGUGGUGAAAUCCAAUUUUUUUUACUACUGGUUCUGUGGGUAUGGCAGGGGAAGGAUACUGCAAAAUCCCCAUUCCCUCCCCACUCCUGGGGGAAGGAUAUUGCAAAAUUUCCAUUCCCACCCCACUCUGGGCCAGCCAGAGGUGGCAUUUGCCGGUUCUCCGAACUACUCAAAAUUUCUACUACAGGUUCUCUGAACUACUCAAAAUUUCCGCUACCAGUUCUCCAGAACCUGUCAGAACCUGCUGAAUUUCACCCCUAAUAUACCUAUAUGAGAUGUGUAGAAAAAUUAGUUAACAAUGUCUACAUUAUAUACUGCUCUGGAACCAUUCUGUUUUGUGUUAUAUAAUUAUUAAACAAUAUUUUCAAUUAAUAGUCUUACUGAAGUGCAUUAGUAGUGUUUCAGAUAGGUUCAUUUUGAGAAAUGUGAUUGAAAUUGAAAUAUAACAAUAUGGAAUUUGUAACGUCACUACCAAUAAUAGAGUCACAUUAUUCUCUAUUUUAACUAAAAAUCUGUUAUUUCCUCAAUUUUGAUAUUUCAAGAAAUAUCCCUUAUUGAAAUUGAGAUUUUAAAAAUUACAAGAUUAGCUAUAGGAUCUAUCUCGUUAACAUGAAUGUGAAUGUUCAUUAUGUAAUAGUCAGCUUCAAGCAUCACAGUAAUGCUUUAUUCCUUACAAAGCUUAAGAAUUACAGCUAAAUAUAAUGCUGGCACUGACUUCAUAUGUUCACAAUGUUUUGUUUGUUUUUUACUAAUCACAAUACUGUAAGUAAAAUUGUACUUUGUGUGAACUGUCAUAGCAAAUAUUUUAAAAUAUUUGCAACAGCAGGCAGGAUUUUGAUUACCUGCAUGUUCUCUUAAUAUAAACGUUUAUGGGUUGGGACCAGGACGUGCUUUUGAGAUUCCAUCUCUAUAACGAGAUGGGGGAGCUCUUUGAGUGAUAUGAGAUGUAUUAUAGAAGACUGCAACACAAAGGAUAAUGAGAGAAAGAACAUAAGCAUGUCUGGACAGCCUGUCUUCUUGCAUAAGAAUUCUUGUCUCCAGAAUUAAAAGAAGUCACUCCAAAUGUUGAGAAUACAUUUAACAAGGAUUUGUUAAUCCUUCAUUGUAACUUAUUGAAAUGAAAAAUCACCUUCUUAAGACUUGUAGUUUUAUCUAUCUUUACAUGAAAAUUAAGAUUUGACUUUUUAUUUCCUUAAAUCUUAUUGCUUGUAUCUUCAGAACAAAUAAAAUGAAAAUACUUUAACAUGU